AUGAAAGGGGGUGGAUUGAGUUUGGAAGCUUAUUGGAGUUUUCAAUGGAGAAGGGUAGAACAAGAGAAGGUGAGACAAACAAGAAAUGGAGACCAAAAUCCAAUUCGUUUAGAAGCAAAGUCUCAUUCUUGGGGUGGAUGGAUUGCACUAGAAGGUCUUCCAUUUCACCGAUGGCAUAUGGAAGUGUUCAACAAGAUUGGGGAUUGUUGUGGAGGUUUUGUCGAGAAGCCAGCUGUUUAUAAAAAUAAGGCCCAAUAUCUAGAGAAAGAGAAGUCCACUCGAAAAAGGCCUCUUGUUGAGCCUUAUGUAAAUGGGCUUGGUCUGGAACUUGGUAAUGAGAAUUUGUCACCAGAUGCUAGGGGAAACCGAAGAGCCACUGAACAACCAAACGAGAAGAAGAAUAAGCUUUCUUGGGAUCACAGGAGAUGUUACGAAGGAGCUAGGAAGGUAAAUCAAAUAGUUGUGUUGAAGAAAGAAGAUGAUGGAUUAAGCCCACUAAGACAUUGGUGGUUUACAUGUGGGAGUGGAAGGCGUAUGACGGGGGAGUUGGAUGAAGGAUUGUUUGAUAUCAAUGAAGUUGCUGGGAAUGCUUCAGGGAGUACUGGCAGGUUAUUUCAAAGUGAAGAAAUGAAAAGCAAUGGCGAACCAGAAAAGGCAAUUGUGAUUCCAAAAGAAAAGAGGUCUAUGAUUCUGGGGCGUCUUCGACGUCAUCUUGGGUUAUCUGGGAUGGGCAAAGGGAUGCAGGCUGGGGAGAAGGGCGAGGUAGGUCAAACUAAUGGUCAGGAAUUGGCAGGGGUGGGUAAUGUUUUUUCUGGUUUUGAGUCGGGGUUAGGGAUGGAAAUGGUGGGUGGGAUGUUUGGGCCUGGGGGGAGAAGUUGGUUAUCAAUGGGAACUGGGGGUCUAUGGGAAUCGAAAAACAACAAAGUUCAAGUCUGUUAG
Molecule: messenger RNA, 939 nt
Organism: Ilex paraguariensis (yerba mate)
Lineage: Eukaryota; Viridiplantae; Streptophyta; Magnoliopsida; Aquifoliales; Aquifoliaceae
Source: the annotation of a GenBank genome assembly